Cylindrotheca closterium is the source of this 1449-nucleotide messenger RNA. The record is from the annotation of a GenBank genome assembly. NCBI's taxonomy places the organism in Eukaryota, Bacillariophyta, Bacillariophyceae, Bacillariales, Bacillariaceae.
AUGGGAAGGAAGUCCAAUCUAUCGUCAUGGCUAUACCUAGGAAUUGCUCUUGCUAAGUUCUUCCUCUUCCUUCAACCAGCCGUCGCUCUUACCAGUGGACCAAAGAAUGCUGGCCGACAAACAAGAACCCAACAAGACCUAUCACAAAGUGGUGAAAAGACACCACCCUCUCAUUUGCAAGUGAAAAUUGCUUCUAGUAUCACCAAAGGAGAACGACGCAAAGAAGAACGACAAUCCAAAACCCGGAAUCUAUGUCCAGGCUGUGAUCGACCCCCUGUCAUUUGCGUAUGCGAUGCCUUGCCGCCCGAAAAGCUGUCGACUCGAACGCAACUAUUGGUACUCCAACAUCCCAAUGAAUUUCGCAAGAAAACUUUUUCGACCGUCCCACUUAUGUCUCUGGUGCUGGAAAAUGUGCAAGUACAACGAGACUAUCAAUUUGAGGUCAAGGGCUUGCAAAUUGUCCAGGAAUGUCUAGAUCGAGGACAACGACCAUUGUUGCUGUUUCCCGGAGAUGAUGCCAUUUCGUUGGAUGGGUUUGGCAAUCUUGAAGACGACGAGAGCAAACAAGAAGCGAAUAUGGUAGACAUGGAUGCAAACCUGAUCCAAACACUGCAAGAAAUCCGGAAGCAAGACAAUCUACUCAUCGUUAUGGACGGCACUUGGGCAGAAGCAAAGAGGAUGGCACUAGGUUCAGAAGACCUUGUAAAUGCUUGUCAGCAAGUACAGUUCACUGCCCCAGCAUCUUGUUUGUAUGAUGCCAUCCGCAAAGAACCAGAGGGACACUGUCUCUCUACACUAGAAGCCUGUGCCCAAUCAUUGGUUUUGUUGGAAGGAGCCCGCGAGACUGCCACCUAUCUCAAAGGAGUCUUGCAACACAUGGUAAACAUUCAACUGACCAUGGAGCGAAAUCGACAGGAUGAUCCUCGACAAAAAGGAAAGCAACUGUAUGAACGUAACAAACGUCGGCGACGAGUCGAAAAGACUCUCUUUGAAAAACCAAAGCCACAAACAUUACAAGACGGUGCCAUUCUCCGACCGCUGGCUGUCAACGAUGCCAAACACAUUCACUAUAGUUUGUGUCACAAAUCACGGACUAGCUUGUUGCGAACGACCCAAGACUGUCUGGAGGAGGGAUUGGCUUGUUUUGGCAUUGAAAACAAGGAUGGACACUUGUGCGCACAUAUUGUCCGUUCUCGCGAUGGAACCUUGGGCAUGCUUCACGUGGAAACAGAAUACCGACGGAAGGGAUACGGGAGACUGUUGGUACAAGAAGCGUCAAAAGUUUUGAAAGAACUAGACAAACCUUGUGUUUGCUUUAUCCAAAAAGGAGAUGAGGCAGCAGAAUCACUCUUUUGUGGCUUGGGUUGGAUUGUUUCAGAGCAGGGAGGUGUCAAAUCUGGAACUCCAAGUGCAGCAAAGCAAAGAUGGGUGCUACCUUCAAGUGGAUAG